AUGUCUCCAUCUCCGUCUCCGUCUCAGAUCAGCGAACGCUACGGCCCCGUCUACACCCUCCACCUGGGACCCCGGCGGGUGGUGGUGCUGUGUGGCUACCGGGCGGUAACAGAGGCCCUGCUGGACCAGGCCGAGGACUUCAGUGGGCGUGGGAUACAAGCCACCUUCGACUGGCUCUUCCGUGGCUAUGGAGUGGCCUUCAGCAACGGGGAGAGGGCGAAGCAGCUGCGCCGCUUGUCCAUCACCACGCUGAGGAACUUCGGGGUGGGCAAGCGAGGCAUCGAGGAGCGGAUCCUGGAGGAGGCUCAUUUCCUGCUGGAAGCUUUGCGGGGCACAAAAGGUUUGCCCUUUGACCCCACCUACUUCCUGAGCCGCACAGUGUCCAACGUCAUCAGCUCCGUGGUCUUCGGAGACCGGUUCGACUACGAGGACAAGGAGUUCCUCUCCCUGCUCCACAUGAUCAAUGAGAGCUUCAGCUUCACCGCCACGGCCUGGGGGCAGCUCUACGAGAUGUUCUCAGACACCAUGUGCUACCUGCCCGGCCCCCAGCGCGCAGCCUUCAAGCAGUUGGCAGGGCUGGAGAAAUUCAUCGAGAGGAAGGUGAAGGCGAACCAGGAGACCCUGGACCCCAGCGCCCCUCGGAAUUUCAUCGACUGCUUCCUGGUCAAAAUGCAGCAGGAAAAGGAAAAUCCUUCCUCUGAGUUUUCCCUGAAGAACAUUGUUCUGACGACGCUCGCCAUCUUCUUCGCCGGGACGGAGACCAUCAGCACCACCCUGCGCUACGGCUUCCUGAUCCUGCUGAAAUACCCGGAGAUUGAAGAAAGGAUCCACGAGGAGAUCGACCGGGUGAUCGGGCGGAACCGCACCCCGAGCAUGGAGGACCGGAGCCAGAUGCCCUACACCAACGCCGUCAUCCAUGAGUUCCAGAGGUUCUGUGACGUCAUCCCCAUGGGCCUGGCACGCCGGGUGAUCAGGGACACCCCGUUCCGGGGAUACACUAUUCCCAAGGAGACGGAGGUGUACCCGAUGCUGGGAUCCGUGCUGUAUGACCCCACGCAAUUCAGCAGCCCCGACACCUUCAACCCCAGCCAUUUCUUGGAUGGGAACGGCCAGUUUAAGAAGAGCGACGCCUUCGUGCCCUUCUCAAUAGGGAAAAGGUAUUGUUUCGGGGAGAUGCUGGCACGCAUGGAGCUCUUCCUUUUCCUCACCAGCAUCCUGCAGAACUUCCGCUUCCACUCCCCCAUGGAGCCCAAAGACAUCGACAUCUCCCCGAAGCUGGUCGGGUUCGCCACCCUGCCCCGCAGCUACAAGAUCUGCCUGGUCCCGCGCUAGCAGCCCCAUGGAUCAGACGGGAUUUCUGGGGGCAGCUUUGG
Chelonoidis abingdonii (Abingdon island giant tortoise) is the source of this 1373-nucleotide messenger RNA. RefSeq names its product cytochrome P450 2A13-like. Gene Ontology annotation, cellular component: intracellular membrane-bounded organelle; cytoplasm. The record is from RefSeq and is a predicted model, not a curated record. Gene Ontology annotation, biological process: epoxygenase P450 pathway; xenobiotic metabolic process. Lineage: Eukaryota; Metazoa; Chordata; Testudines; Testudinidae. Gene Ontology annotation, molecular function: arachidonate epoxygenase activity; oxidoreductase activity, acting on paired donors, with incorporation or reduction of molecular oxygen, reduced flavin or flavoprotein as one donor, and incorporation of one atom of oxygen; heme binding.